CUAUACAGGAGUGCUGAAGAAGUCAGCUGGCUGUGUGGCUUGGUUCUCAUAAGUCUCACUGUCUCCCACAUCCCUCCCUUUCCCCCUCGUCCCGAAAGAGCUCCUCAGACUGGACAUUCUGGAGCGACUGAGGCUAGACAUUCGAGACAGGCUACUCAGAGAGUCUCUCCUAGUGUUGCGGACUCUGUACUGGGCCGACCCCUGUACCCAAUACUGCGCAGUGAUCUUGAACUCUGUUGCUGCCCCGGUGGUGUAGGUGUAGUGGUGGCCAGUCGAGCGGCAACAUUGGUACCAGCAGCAAAACAGACAGGAUAUGAAUAGAGAGGGGGAGAGAGGAUGUGCUUGGUGUUGGCUGGAGUAAAAAAAGAAGAAGCAAUGUAAAAUGUAAU
This is a messenger RNA of Geodia barretti, 389 nucleotides long. Lineage: Eukaryota; Metazoa; Porifera; Demospongiae; Tetractinellida; Geodiidae. The record is from the annotation of a GenBank genome assembly.